Molecule: messenger RNA, 267 nt
Organism: Leishmania braziliensis MHOM/BR/75/M2904
Lineage: Eukaryota; Euglenozoa; Kinetoplastea; Trypanosomatida; Trypanosomatidae
Exons: 1
Coding region: 1-267 (88 amino acids)
Source: RefSeq, a predicted model, not a curated record
AUGCUUAGUGUUCGCACAGAGGAUUUCUUUAGCAAGGAGGCUGUCAGUCACGCCCGCCGCGUCUCGUGGGCGCCGCACACGACGGAAAAGAAGCUUGGCGCCUUCGCCAAACUGGCUCGCUCCAACUUCAACGAUCCACUGCCUGAGAGUUUUAGCAGUGAGCCAUACUUUGAGGAGGAGAUUGAGGCCUACCGUGCGCACCAUCGGCCCGAUGUGUACGUGUACAAGUAUAACAUCUCUCCCACCCACUUGUCUCUUCGCGAGUAG